Messenger RNA from Thunnus maccoyii (southern bluefin tuna), 1495 nucleotides. RefSeq names its product lin-7 homolog B (C. elegans) (gene lin7b). The record is from RefSeq and is a predicted model, not a curated record. Gene Ontology annotation, cellular component: synapse; cell-cell junction; MPP7-DLG1-LIN7 complex. The transcript is spliced from 6 exons. Gene Ontology annotation, molecular function: L27 domain binding. NCBI's taxonomy places the organism in Eukaryota, Metazoa, Chordata, Actinopteri, Scombriformes, Scombridae. Gene Ontology annotation, biological process: neurotransmitter secretion; protein localization to basolateral plasma membrane; maintenance of epithelial cell apical/basal polarity. Bases 203 to 865 code for a protein of 220 amino acids.
GCUGUUCCUGAUCCUUCUCCCGGUAAUCCUGAAAUUGGCACCAUCCACACUCCAUAGCAGCCCGCAUUCACACUUCACACUCACUCACAGUCUGCUAACAAUGUCAUCAUAAAAGAUGGACCACGCAUCGCGCUGAACCAGAUUUUCUGCUCAUCUACGCAGUGAUAAACAGAGGAUCCGCCUGGACGCUGAGGAGCUCACAAUGAUGUCCUCUUACUACCACCCUGCCAAGGAAGCAGACAUGGCGGCCAUGACAGAGCCGCUCUGCCUAGAAAGAGAUGUGUGCAGGGUGAUCGAGCUGCUGGACCGGCUGCAGCGUAGCGGUGAGCUGCCUCCUCCCAAACUGCAGGCCCUGCAGAGAGUCCUACAGAGCAAAUUCUGUGCUGCCAUCAGAGAGGUAUAUGAACAGCUGUAUGACACUCUGGACAUUGUUGGAGGACCUGAGGUGCGAGCACAGGCAACAGCAAAGGCCACAGUGGCAGCCUUUGCAGCCAGCGAGGGCCACGCCCACCCACGGGUGGUGGAGUUGCCCAAGACAGAAGAGGGUUUAGGCUUCAACAUCAUGGGAGGCAAAGAGCAGAACUCCCCCAUCUACAUCUCCAGAGUGAUUCCUGGAGGGGUGGCCGACCGCCAGGGAGGGCUGAAGAGAGGAGACCAGCUGUUGUCUGUUAAUGGAGUGAGUGUUGAGGGGGAGCACCAUGAGAAGGCUGUGGAGCUGUUGAAGGCCGCGCAGGGUUCAGUCAAGCUGGUGGUCCGCUACACCCCGAAGGUCCUCGAGGAAAUGGAGGCUCGCUUUGAGAAGAUGAGGAGUGCCCGGAGACGACAGCAGCACACCAGCUACUCAUCUCUGGAGUCCAGGGGCUAGCCAAUCCAAUGCCUCCAUCCACCUCAUUGUCCAACCCUCCUGACUUUUCUGUUCCAGUGGGAGGCAUGACCGUAGACGAGAAGCAAAAAACCAAAGUAGCCUACCAACACCUGUUACCUGAACUUCUUACUGAAGUCAAACGCUGCAGUUUAGGAUUUUCUUCCCUCCCUCUCUCCGUUUCUUAGAUAAAAUCAGAAUAAGCUUGUUGUCAGACCAUGCCUGUAAUUUCACCUUCCCUGUGUGAAAUCAUCCUCAGCAUCCUAUCGAAUAAGAGCAACAGAUUCUCUUUAGUCUGUGGCUCAACUGGAACCUAGUGUUUAUAUUCUCAAGUUGUUUUACUUUAACAUUCUCAUGUGGUGCACUGCAUUCCUCAGCAGUGUCCACUGUCUGCAGUCAGACCUGAGUAGCAGAGGAAACUUGUGGAAACUGAAACCUACAGCCUUCACAUCCAUUUCUCCAUCAGACGUCCCAUCUAGGGGGCUAACCAUUAGCAUUAUGAAGAAGUACACUGAAAUCAGUGGCUGGCAAGUGUUACAUUAGUCCGAGUUUUGAGACUUUUUAAAAUUAAUCAAUUUGUUUAUUCAUUGACUUGUAUAAGUUAUUCAUUAAAUAAAGUCUGUGUAAGUUGAA